CCUGAGUUUAAGAUACAUACACAUAAACUUCAUAUAUCAAGAUGACGAAGUUGAUGCAAUGGGUAACAAUCACUCUUUUGUAUGGUUGUUUCUACUUUACUGCACUUUUUAGUGAUACUUUUUCACCCUUUCAUUCGAAGGAAUUUAGAAUGGUUAUCAUGCUGUCACCAGUUAUUUUAAUCGGAUUGUUUGGAGUUUAUUCAGUUAUCACUAUAGCAUAUCGUGUUGCAACUUUUAAUGACUGCACAGAAGCAGCUGAAGAAUUAAGAGAGGAGAUACUAGAAGCAAAGAAAGAUUUAACAUCAAAAGGAAUGAAAUUUGAGUAGUGUUGAAUAUAUUUUAACUUUUUGUAAUUCAAUACGAAUAUUUAGUAGUUAUUUUUUAUCUUUUUGAAGAUGCUUGCACGACUGUAAAAUAGCAUAGAUAUGGGUAACCAAAGAAGUUAAAUCAUUUGAGAAGUAACGUUAGAUUCUUUGAAUACUCACUUUUCAGGCUGUGUAGUAGGUCUUUUUUGGAUUACUUUUCAAUCUUGCCAUUCGUUUCAAGCAUUAGAAUUUCUGUUUUGCGUAGCUUUAGCGUUCUAGGUAUCUUUUCUCUUGUGUCAAAAAGUCUUUGCGAAAUGUAUAUAUAUAUAUGUAAAAUAUUAUAUUUGUGGAUUUGGAAAUUUCGUCAGUAUUGUAAACAUUGGAAAACAACAAUGUCGUAAAAUGUAAAUUACAAUUUGAGGAUGAUUAUUUGUUCUAA
Molecule: messenger RNA, 744 nt
Organism: Hydractinia symbiolongicarpus
Lineage: Eukaryota; Metazoa; Cnidaria; Hydrozoa; Anthoathecata; Hydractiniidae
Product: dolichol-phosphate mannosyltransferase subunit 3-like
Exons: 5
Coding region: 42-326 (94 amino acids)
Biological process (GO): GPI anchor biosynthetic process
Cellular component (GO): endoplasmic reticulum membrane; dolichol-phosphate-mannose synthase complex
Source: RefSeq, a predicted model, not a curated record